AUGCCUAGAGAUCCAUUAAUUGGUAUUGUGGGAAAGCCAUCUUCUGGUAAAUCUACUACUUUGAAUUCCUUAACAGAUGCUGCUGCUGCAGUUGGUGCAUUUCCGUUCACUACUAUCGAACCUAAUAAAGCUACUGGUUAUCUCCAGGUAGAUUGUGCUUGUUCUAGAGUGGGUAAAGAGGAUCUAUGUAAACCAAACUAUGGUUGGUGCUCCAAUGGUAAGAGACACAUUCCUGUUAUGUUAUUGGAUGUUGCAGGUUUAGUUCCAGGUGCCCAUUCAGGUAGAGGUUUGGGUAAUAAAUUCUUAGAUGAUCUGAGACAUGCAGAUGCUUUGAUUCAUGUUGUAGAUGUAAGUGGUACGACAGAUGCAGAAGGUAAAAAUACAAGAGGUUAUGAUCCUUUAAACGAUAUUGUUUGGUUGCAAGAUGAAAUUAGACUUUGGAUCGAAGGUAAUCUUAAGAAAAGAUGGGGUUCUAUUGUGCGUAGACAUACUGCUACUAAAUCUUCUGCGGUCGACACUUUACAAGCUCAAUUCGGUGGUUAUGGUUCUCAAGCUACAAUGAUUCAGAAAGCUUUAGCAAGAAUUGAAGAUUUACCACCUUUGGAAGAAUGGGAUGAUGAGUGGAUUACAAAAGUUGUCAAAUCAUUCAUGAUGGAGAAAUUCCCAACGGUUCUAGCAUUGAAUAAAAUGGAUCAUCCCGAUGCUGAUAAGAAUGUUUCUAAAAUUAUGAUGAAAUAUCCAGAUACAAAAGCUGUAUUAACAAGUGCAAUUACAGAAGUGUUUUUAAGAAAAUUGAAAAAGCAAGGUUUUAUUCAUUAUGAAGAAGGUACAGAAUUUGUUGAUACUUUUGAAGAUGAUCCAGAGAAUUUAAAAGAAUUAGAUGAAAAACUAUUAAAUAGAAUAGAAAAUAUUAGAGAUUUGGUACUUUAUCGUUUCGGCUCGACAGGUGUUCUUCAAGUAUUACAAGCAGCAACAGAUGUUUUGGGUCUGAUACCAGUCUACACAGUUAAAAAUAUUCAAACAUUUACUGGUGGUAACGGUACUAAUGUAUUUAGAGAUUGUUUCUUAGUUAAGAAGGGUACUCCAGUAGGUAAGGUUAGUAGAUAUAUAAUGGGUGGUGAAGUUACUAUAGCUGCUAUUGAGACUGUUGGAGGUAUAAGAGUUAGUGAGGAAGCUGUUGUUGAACCUGGUAAAAACGAUAUAUUAAGUUUUAAAAUAGCUCCAAGAAGUACGGCUUAG
Molecule: messenger RNA, 1239 nt
Organism: Henningerozyma blattae CBS 6284
Lineage: Eukaryota; Fungi; Ascomycota; Saccharomycetes; Saccharomycetales; Saccharomycetaceae
Exons: 1
Coding region: 1-1239 (412 amino acids)
Cellular component (GO): cytoplasm
Molecular function (GO): ATP hydrolysis activity; GTP binding
Source: RefSeq, a predicted model, not a curated record